Messenger RNA from Dicentrarchus labrax (European seabass), 3140 nucleotides. RefSeq lists its product as uncharacterized. NCBI's taxonomy places the organism in Eukaryota, Metazoa, Chordata, Actinopteri, Moronidae. The transcript has 2 exons. The record is from RefSeq and is a predicted model, not a curated record. Bases 250 to 1872 code for a protein of 540 amino acids.
GAUGACUGUACAUGUGUUCGGGAACAGCCCGUCACCUGCUGUAGCAACAUAUGGGCUGAGGAAAGUUGCAGAACAAGGAGAAACUGAACACGGCACGGAUGCGAAGGAUUUGUCUACAGAAAUUUUUACGUCGAUGAUGGUCUCGCCUCAGUGUCAAAGGAGGUUGACACUAUUGAUCUCCUGCAACGCACCAGGGCCCUACUAGCCAACUUACGACUUCACAAAAUAGCCUCAAAUAGUACAAAGGUCAUGGAGGCCUUUUCUCCAGAAGAACGAGCAAGUGACUUUAAGGAUCUAGAUUUAGGAGCAGACCCCUUGCCCCUCCAACGCAGUCUGGGUGUAAGCUGGAAACUCCAGACUGACAGUUUCACUUUCAGAGUGUCAAGAGAUGUGAAAACAUUCACUCGGAGAGGCAUUCUGUCCACUUUAAAUAGUCUUCAUGAUCCCCUUGGAUUUGCUUCCCCCAUUACAGUGCAAGGCAAGGCACUUGUAAGAGACCUUUCCUCCGAGCGGUAUGAAUGGGACACACCUCUCCCAAAGGAGAAAGAGGCACUGUGGAAAGCAUGGACAGACUCGUUAACUGAGCUGGAACAGAUUCACAUUCAGCGAACAUACGUUCCAGUCUCCAUGUCAUGUUGCAAAGCGAUAGACUUUUGCGUUUUCUCAGACGCCUACCUGUGUGUCUUGGACUCUGAUGGAAAAUGGCAUGUAGGUUUUGUAAUGGGAAAAUCAAAGCUGACUCCUUACCCCAUGCACACUGUGCCACGCCUGGAGUUGUGCGCAGCAGUCUUGGCAGUCGAGCUGGCAGAACUGAUCCAAUCGGAAAUAGAUGUCGAGUUGAAAGCAGUCAGGUUCUACACAGACAGUCAUGUCGUGCUGGGUGACAUCCACAACCGAUCAAGAAGGUUCUAUACCUAUGUAGCUAACCGAGUAACUCACAUUUGGAGCUCCACCAAACCAACACAGUGGCAGUAUGUGCAAACUGAUGAGAACCCUGCAGACCAUGAAACCAGGCCGAUUCCAGCAGCUAACCUGGCCUCAUCCAGUUGGUUUCUUGGUCCUCAAUUUCUCUGCCAGCCAAACACACAUCAAGAGGAUGAGGCAGAAUCAUUCAAGCUUGUGCAGCCAGAUACAGACAAAGACAUUCGGCCUGUAGUCACCUCUCUUGCAACCAAAGUCACAGAGCAGUCUCUUGGAUCACAAAAAUUCAAACACUUCUCUACUUGGAAGAGCCUUGUAAGAGGCAUGACAAGUCUCAUUCAUGUAGCUAAGUCAUUCUCCAGUGAGACUAAGAAUGAAUGUAAGGGAUGGCAUCAGUGUAGACAGCCACACACCACAGAGCGCAGUCAAGCCAAGACAAGUAUCCCUAAGGCAGUGCAGGAGGAUGUGUAUCAGGAGGAGCUAAAAUGUCUAACCCAAGGCAUCAAAGUUCACCACCAAGGCCCUCUUGUGAAGUUGGAUCCCUUCCUUGACGAGAAUGGACUGCUUAGAGUGGGAGGUCGGAUACACAAAGCAGAUCUGAAAGAUCAAGAGAAACACCCACUUAUCCUUCCGGGUGGCCAUCAGGUGACCACUCUCCUAGUCCGGCACUAUCACAAUAAAGUGGCACACCAAGGUCGCCACUUUACAGAGGGUGCACUACGCGCCGCUGGAGUCUGGAUAGUAGGAGGGAAGAGGCUCAUCUCCAGCAUCAUAUUCAAAUGUGUCAUCUGCAAGAAGUUGAGGGGCAAGCCUGAAGUUCAAAAGAUGUCUGAUCUGCCCACUGACAGGUUGGCUAUGGACCCACCUUUCACCCAUGUAGGACUAGAUGUUUUUGGUCCGUGGAAUGUUGAAACCCGGCGAACACAAGGUGGUGCUGCUGAGAGCUGCUGAGAGCUGUCAUUUUCACUUGCCUAAGUACAAGAGCCGUCCACCUGGAAGUAAUUGAGUCUAUGUCGACCUCAAGCUUCAUCAACGCCUUGAGGUGUUUCCUGUCAAUACGGGGACCUGUCAAACACCUCAGGUCAGAUAGAGGCACCAAUUUCAUUGGUGCAUGCAGAGAGCUUCAGAUUAACACUGGCGACCCUGAGGUCAAGAACUACUUGCAAGCCCAGGGCUGUACAUGGACCUUUAAUGCACCUCAUUCCUCACACAUGGGAGGAGCUAGGGAGAGAUUGAUAGGAGUGGUUAGACGGAUCCUGGAUGCGCUGCUGGUGAAGGAUGGAGCUACCAGACUUACCCAUGAAGUCCUAACAACCUUGAUGGCUGAGGUUAUGGCCAUCGUGAAUUCCAGACCACUGGUCCCAAUCUCGUAUGAUGCAGAUAUACCUGAAAUGCUCUCGCCUGCCACGUUACUAACCCAAAAGGCAAGUGUAACUCCCGCACCCCUAGAUGAUUUCAAAUUGGACCACCUAUGCAAGGGACAGUAGCGCCAGGUCCAGAGCUUGGCGGACUCCUUCUGGAAAAGGUGGAGGCUGGAGUACUUAGCCACUCUUCAGCCCCGGAGAAAGUGGACCAAGGAGAAGCCUAAUCUCCAGGGCGGUGACGUUAUUCUGAUAAAGGAUGUUCAAGCAAGACGCAAUCAGUGGCCUCUCGGACUGAUAGUUGAGGCCAUUUCCAGCUCUGACAGCAAGAUCCGCAAGGUUAUGGUGAAGACCUUUAGCCAAGGGACAAUUAAGGAGUAUCUUAGGCCCAUUAGUGAUGUUGUGUUACUGAUACCAAAGGUAAAAGAAUAGAUGGUGGUAUAACAUAAUUAUACCAAGCGGGGAGUGCUCUGACUCCUAUCAGUGUCAGUGCUUGUUAAUGCUAUGUAGCGACAUCUGGUGGUGAUUUGAAUCAUUGUGUUUUAAGGAGAUUGCCAACAGUACAUACAUGCAGACUGAAUGCUCCACCAGUUAUUUGUCAAUCCUUGGAGUAGAUCCAUCAUUUUACAAAAAAGAAAACAACCAGGAUUUCAGUAAAGAAAACACUGAACUUGGAGUCCAGCCUACUGAGUCUUAUUGUUGAUGUUCGCUAUCUGUAUAACAAUACAGUGACGUAUCUGCCAGGACAGAAUAAUCAUCAUCAUCAUCAUCAUCAUCAUCAUUACUACACAACGUGUGUGAGUGUGUGUGUGUGUGUGUGUGUGUGUGUGUGUCUGUGUCUGUGUUUGUGUGUGUGUG